Molecule: messenger RNA, 2398 nt
Organism: Cuscuta epithymum
Lineage: Eukaryota; Viridiplantae; Streptophyta; Magnoliopsida; Solanales; Convolvulaceae
Source: the annotation of a GenBank genome assembly
UCUUGGCCGGCACCAACACCGGUGCCAAACGUGACCCUGGAUCCACCUCCGCUCUCAGCGCCCACGUUUUCCGGAACAACGUUCGUUGGCUCCCCUGGGGUUUCUUCCACGGUUCCACCAACUCGCCCGGUAAUAUCCGCAUCACUGGCUGCCUCCUCUCUGUCUGACUUGGUGCAAACUAUAUCCCAUGUGGCUACCAAUGUCACAAACAUUGUUACUACCAAACUUUUGGCGGUGGAAGAUUACACAAUUUGGCGGACACAAUUUGAAUCCUUUUUGGUCUCGCAAGCUCUUUUAGGAAUGAUUGAUGGAACUAUUCAGGUAUCUCCCGCUUAUUUCAUAGAUGUUCUAAACCGACAAAUUCCCAAUCCCGAAUUUUCUUUAUGGUUACGUCUUGAUCAAACCAUCCGAUCUUGGCUUUUUGCUACUCUUUCUCGGGAUGUACUUAUAGAUGUUCGGGACUUAAAACACUCUUUUGAAAUUUGGGAACGGUUAGAAUCUCGUUUUAUGUCUGCUAGUCUAGCUCGUUCUAUGGAAUUAAAGCGUCUGUUAUCUCAACUCAAAAAGAAACCUGAUCAGUCCAUGGAUAAUUAUUUGCGAGAGAUUAAAAUUUUGGUUGAUGAUCUUGCUACUAUCAACUGCCCCGUUCCUCCCCGCGAAGUUUUAAAAACCACCAUUAUGGGACUUGGACCUGAGUAUGAGUCAUUGUUCACUACAGUGUCUCUAUUCCCUCAACACUUUCCUUUUGAGACACUUCGCAAUCAUCUUCUUGAAUUAGAGCAACGGGUUAUUUAUCUACGGUCACAAGAACAAACCUCCGUUCAUCAAGCUUUCGAUGCUCACAUUCCUCAGCCCGGAGUUCAGGCAGGUCAGCCGCAUGGCAAUCAGCAGCAAAGUGGACAACAAUCGGGCGCUCAACAGGUCCAACAACGUCCUCCUGGCUCUCAUCAACGUGGUCGAGGUGGCCGCGGACGUGGUGGUAGAGGCCGUGGAGGACGCGGUCGGUGGGGUCGUGAACAGCAGCCCGUCCCCUAUGGUUCCCCGGCAGGCUGGUAUCCGACACAUGCUCCGCCCCAGUUCUAUGCUUCCGCCGGUUCUUAUCCAGCCGCAGGGGGUGCAUCUCACACUGGUACUGUAUUUUGUAAUUCUUCCGUGUCACAUUUAAAUAUUAAUGCCUUAUCUGUUUGUGAUACUAACCGUGGGUCUGCAGACUUAUCACCAGCUAGGGGUAUUCUUGGUUCAGUCCCUCCUCCUGUCGUCUGUCAAAUUUGUUUCUCUGCAGGUCACUCUGCGAUUACCUGUCCGUCCCGUUUCCAGCAACCAUCUGCGCCAGCUCUGUUGAUUACUCCCGGUGAAUCUAAUUCUGCACUAUGGUAUCCGGAUUCCGGAGCUUCUACUCACAUGACCGCCUCAGAAGGACAAAGCCUCGGGGGCAGUACUUCUGCGAGCUACCAGUAGCGGUCCUCUCUAUCCUAUCAGUUUGCCAUCAUCACCAUCUUUUGCCUUAGCUUCCGUACUUGCUUCUGGCCCUGUGUGGCACCGUAGAUUAGGCCAUUGUAGUGAUCAUGUUUUGCAGUUUCUUAAACGUCAACAAUUUUUAUGUAAUCACACUCCUUUUACCCAUGAUUGUGUUGCUUGUCGGUUAGGAAAAUCACAACGUUUGCCCUUUAAGGAUGCUACUCAUAUUUGUUCUCUUCUGUUGCAAAUUAUUCAUUCUGAUGUGUGGCAAUCUCCUAUUUCUUCUAAUUUGGGAUUCAAGUAUUAUGUAUGUUUUAUUGAUGAUUAUUCUCGAUUUUCUUGAAUUUAUCCAAUGUGUCACAAAAGUGAAGUGUUCACUCAUUUUAAGAAUUUUAAAGUUCUGGUGGAAAAUCUUUUUAACCAGAAAAUUAAAAUUUUUCAAAGUGAUGGAGGCGGUGAAUUUGUUAAUAAUAAUAUGCAGCAAUUUUUUACCGCAAAUGGCAUUUAUUUUCAAAAAUCCUGUCCUGACACACCCCAACAAAAUGGGGUGGCUGAACGCAAACAUCGGCAUCUUCUAGAAUUAACUCGCACUAUGCUUCUUGAGGCUUCUGUACCGAGUCAAUUCUGGGGUGAUGCUCUUUUUACAGCUGCAUAUAUUAUUAAUAGGUUACCUUCGCCUAUUUUACAAGGUUUCUCUCCGUAUCAGAAACUCUUUCAUCGGAUUCCGGAUUAUUCUUUCAUGCGCGUUUUCGGUACGACAUGUUAUCCCAAUUUUUCAGCCACCUCAGCUAAUAAACUCUCACCACGGUCCGUUCAAUGUAUUUUUCUUGGUUAUGCAUCUGGCUACAAGGGUUAUGCACCGGUCGUGUUUAUGUUAGUCGUCACGUACGUUUCCAUGAGGAUUUAUAUCCCUUCAAAACUCUUGCUCACUCUGGAACUU